Opisthorchis viverrini is the source of this 1005-nucleotide messenger RNA. RefSeq lists its product as hypothetical. Bases 1 to 1005 code for a protein of 334 amino acids. The transcript has a single exon. NCBI's taxonomy places the organism in Eukaryota, Metazoa, Platyhelminthes, Trematoda, Opisthorchiida, Opisthorchiidae. The record is from RefSeq and is a predicted model, not a curated record.
AUGUCAAGAAAAGGGACGUCAAAAAAGUCUAGUAAAACCGACCCACCAAGAGGUUCACAUAUGGUCGACGGUUACCUCGUGCACACUGAUACCAGACAAAGACUGUUCUACUAUGUGUGUGUGUAUACGGUGUUCAGGAAAACUUUGGAGGCUGGAGAACAGCUUGGACCCGAGGAAGCCAUAGCUGUGAUGAAGAAGCAUAUACGUAAAAGAGUUGCUCGCUGCGUUUGUUUUAUGCUGGAGGAUCGUCUGAUAUUUGAGAAGCAUAAACCGAAAGGGAAAGAACCCUUUCGUUCGUGGAUAGCCUACGAGGAGAUACAAGACAUCAACCGAAGUCCCAGAAAGAGAGAAGUAUUUGUUCUGUCUAUUAUCACAAAUCGUGAAGACCAUCGAUAUUAUGAAGUUUACAGGUGCAACAAAAAGGACGAAGCCGCGCAAGUUGAACAUUAUAUUCAGACAGCACUGCAGGAUCCAGGAUAUCGCAUUCACUGUGGAACUCCGAUUGAUAUUGUCACAGUGCCAGAAUAUCAGGAAAAACGGAGAACUAUUGAAGGCGUUUGUCUAGAGAAUGUUUCGGAAGGAGAAACUUCUAAUGAAGAAGAAUUGAAAGGUGGACAGUACCACGCAAGCGUUAAUGGCUUAAGAAACAGUAACAUCACCAACCAUAUGUACAUGAACUCUAAUAUGUGGCCAGGUGACGAAGCUUGUGUGACUUCAGGGGAUUCAUUGCCAGUCAGUACGCAAAACGAAUCCCACUCUAGUGGCGCCACAACCCCUCCAACCGUUUUUAUUUCCCGCGAAUCAGCAAUUCAAUGGGAAAAUACUCCUGUUCGCCGCCAUUUCCUCCUCGAGAGCGGACCUAUCUCUGCCACUUCUCCCGAAUUCAGUAAUCUUCGUAGUGUGUGCGAAUUGGAGGAUGUCACUUUUGUUGACGUCAAAUCAUCGAGUAACGAUCAUGGUCCAGUUUAUCUGUACUUAAAGAGGAAACCAAGAUGGUAUGAAUAA